AGUAUUAGAAUGUUUUGAUUGGGAAUUUAUUAAUUGGUUUUUUAAUUAUCAAUUUCAUACCAGAUCUUCUUUCAGAGUACUGGUCUGACACUCUUCACUUCACAAAAAACUCUAAUUAUUUAAAUAAUUAUGAAAGAUUUAGUUAUAAUUGCGCAUUCAGAAUAACAGAAGUAAGAAAUAUAUUCAGUAUGUUCCGGAAAAUAUCACUUGGUUCAAAAAGCUUUUGGAUUCGAUAUUGUUGCAAUGAUACAAGAGUAAGAUUCGCACCAAGUCCAACAGGAUAUUUACACUUGGGUGGAUUACGCACUGCUCUUUAUAACUUUUUAUUUUCUAAAUCCAAGAAUGGCACCUUCAUUUUACGCAUUGAAGAUACUGAUCAAACGAGAUUAGUUAAAGGUGCUACUGAACAAUUGAUAAAGGAUAUAUCUUGGGCAGGAAUCCAAAUACACGAAGGACCCCAUAUUGGAGGAAAUUAUGGACCUUACAUACAAUCUGAGAGAUUAGAUUUGUAUGGUCAACAAGUGGAUACAUUAUUGAAAAAUGGUACUGCAUACUAUUGUUUCUGUACAGAAAGAAGACUGGAUCUAUUGAGAAGGGAAGCUGUAAAAAAUAGAGAAGUCCCAAAAUAUGAUAACAAAUGCAGACAUUUAACCCAUGAUCAGAUAUCAAAAAAUUUAGCAGAAGGAAAUAAAUAUUGUAUCAGAUUUAAGCUGUCUUCAGAUGUGUCAUCUUAUGAUGAUUUGGUUUAUGGUAAAAUAACCUACGAUGUUUCUCUCAAUGAAGGAGAUCCAGUCAUUAUUAAAUCUGACGGAUACCCUACUUAUCAUUUUGCGAAUGUGGUUGAUGAUCAUUUCAUGAAAAUAAGUCAUGUUCUUAGAGGACUUGAGUGGCAAAUUUCAACUACUAAACACAUACAGAUGUAUAGAGCAUUUGGAUGGGAGCCUCCAAAAUUUGGCCACCUUCCCCUUUUGUUGAAUUCUGAUGGUACCAAGCUGAGUAAAAGACAGAACGAUAUAAAAAUAUCUCAUUUUAGAGAAAAUGGAAUAUUUCCUUUAGCUUUAUUGAACUAUGUUGUUGAUGCUGGUGGAGGCUUUGAAAAAGAUCUUCUACAAAAUGUUAAAUUGAGGAUUUAUACAGCAGACGAGUUGGCUAGUCAAUUUGAUGUAACAAAGCUAAGUACACACUCUGGAAGACUUAUGACUGAGAAAUUACUGGGAUUCAAUCAGGCCGAAUUGAAAAGAUUGCUUGCAAACGAAUAUGAGGAAAAGGAAUUAUUGAAAGAAAUGCAGUCGCUGUUGAAGAAACACUUUGAAAAAUUACAUUUCAAUGCAGACUUACAAUUGGAAGAGAAACACAUACGUUCAGUAUUGCAUUGGUCGUCGAAUCGAAUCAAGAAAUUGUCAGAUUUAUUAACCAAUGAUAUGGCAUUUCUAUGGACGCUGCCGAAAUCCGUUACGCUGAAACAAAAUGACAUCGAUGUCACGGAAGAAUUGCUCAGGAAAUUAGAACAUAAGGGUGAUUUUGAGAGAGAAGAGUUAUCGAAGUUUUUGAAGGAUUUUGCCAACAAACAGAACAUCAAAUACAACAUGUUUAUGAAAACUUUGAGGUCUAUACUGAGCGGUUUGAAGGAGGGACCCAGUAUAGCAGAAAUGAUGGAAAUUUUGGGGAAAGAUUCUACUCUUAAGAGAUUGAGAACGAGUUUGAACAUGGCAAAGGACGCAGUAUCUUCUUAGAUUUUCAUGUGAAAACAAUUAGGAAUUUUAUUUAAUUGUGAUAUUAAAAGCUGCAACAAUUAAAUAUUUCGAUUGAA
Molecule: messenger RNA, 1810 nt
Organism: Harmonia axyridis
Lineage: Eukaryota; Metazoa; Arthropoda; Insecta; Coleoptera; Coccinellidae
Gene: GluRS-m
Product: probable glutamate--tRNA ligase, mitochondrial
Exons: 8
Coding region: 189-1733 (514 amino acids)
Biological process (GO): glutamyl-tRNA aminoacylation
Molecular function (GO): ATP binding; zinc ion binding; glutamate-tRNA ligase activity
Source: RefSeq, a predicted model, not a curated record